This is a messenger RNA of Cyanistes caeruleus (blue tit), 918 nucleotides long. The record is from RefSeq and is a predicted model, not a curated record. NCBI's taxonomy places the organism in Eukaryota, Metazoa, Chordata, Aves, Passeriformes, Paridae.
UGUGUGUGUGCCCAGGCGAACCGGGACGCAGUGAUCAGCCGAGCUCCAGAGCAGCAGGAUGACCGAGCCGUCAGUCUUCGGGAUGCUUCUGCAGUCUAUGAUCUCCUCAGCAUCACGCUGGGCAGAAGAGGGCAGUAUGUGAUGCUGUCUGAGUGCUUGGAGAGAGCCAUGAAGUUUGCAUUUGAUGAAUUUCACCUCUGGUACCAGCUUGCCCUGUCCAUGGUAGCAUGUGGAAAGUCAGCGUAUGCUGUGUCGGUGCUCAAAGAAUGUGCUAAACUGCGACCUACAGAUCCCACUGUUCCUCUUCUGGCUGCCAAGGUCUGCAUUGGGUCACUGCACUGGCUGGAAGAAGGAGAGCACUUUGCUAAAAUGGUGAUAGACCUGGGUGAGGAUGCUGGGGAGUCCCUAGCAAAGGGUUACCUGGCACUGGGCCUGACAUACAGCCUUCAAGCUACUGAUGCUACUCUAAAGAGCACUCAGGAUGAAUUAAACAAGAAAGCACUUCAGACUUUAGAGAGAGCACGUGACCUGGCCCCCGAAGAUCACCAAAUCAUUCUUUACCUGUCACUGCAGCUGGCUCUUGUCAGACAGAUUUCUGAUGCUAUAGACCAUCUUCAAGAAGCCCUGCAACUGUGCAAAGAUGACAUGAAUUCACUUCAUCUACUGGCCCUCCUCUUUUCAGCGCAGAAGCACUAUCAGCAUGCAUUGGAUGUUAUCAACAUGGCUGUUGCUGAAUACCCAGAAAGCUUUAGUUUACUCUUCACGAAAGUAAAACUGGAAUCGAUACACAAAGGUCCUGAAGAGGCUCUGGUGACAUGCAGGCAUAUGUUGCAGAUGUGGCAGAUGGUAUAUGAUGUUCUACAGCACAGAUACUUGAGUGAUUUUGCAAGAUGGGUGAUAAACAGUAUCAUUUAAAAG